Messenger RNA from Monopterus albus (swamp eel), 3283 nucleotides. It is a transcript of the gene mapk8a, whose product is annotated as mitogen-activated protein kinase 8a. NCBI's taxonomy places the organism in Eukaryota, Metazoa, Chordata, Actinopteri, Synbranchiformes, Synbranchidae. The coding region runs from base 337 to 1737 and encodes 466 amino acids. The transcript is spliced from 12 exons. The record is from RefSeq and is a predicted model, not a curated record. Gene Ontology annotation, molecular function: MAP kinase activity; ATP binding. Gene Ontology annotation, biological process: protein phosphorylation.
CCAGUGACAUUACCAACACAGGCUUCAUCCAUUCAUUUGUUCCAUCACGACCAGCACCACGCGGAACGACCUGAAACUUUUUACAGUAAUUAGUGCUAUUCUUAGCUCCUCGCAUUUAAACACUUCAUCGGAUUAGCCUCGGGGUUUGACAGCGACGGGCCAGAGCCACCAAUAGCGGGUGGCGUGAGAUCAACUACACCGAUUUAACUAAUCCGUGUGACGCCCAAAGGUGCGGUAGAUCCCCGGUAGGUGCGCUACAGAGAAGCCUGGGAAGGACGAAUGACCUCGGCCAAACGAGUGGACUGAGGCCUGCUGCUGCAGAGCUGCUCCAACACUAUGAUCAUAACACUGCGGGCUCUCUUCGAACAAGGGAGGACAUUUUUGGAUGCACAGAAGGCAGCAGUUGAAGAUUUUGCCAUGAACAAAAACAAGAGAGAAAGAGAGUUCUAUAGCCUAGAUGUUGGGGAUUCGACGUUUACAGUACUGAAGCGAUACCAGAAUCUAAGACCCAUUGGCUCAGGAGCACAGGGAAUCGUCUGCUCUGCUUAUGACCAAGUCCUUGAGCGAAAUGUUGCCAUCAAGAAGCUGAGUCGGCCAUUUCAAAAUCAAACGCAUGCCAAGAGGGCGUACAGAGAGCUAGUCCUAUUGAAAUGUGUCAAUCACAAAAAUAUUAUUGGACUAUUAAAUGUAUUUACGCCACAAAAAUCCUUAGAAGAAUUCCAAGAUGUGUACUUGGUGAUGGAGCUGAUGGAUGCCAACCUGUGCCAGGUGAUUCAGAUGGAGCUCGACCAUGAGAGGCUGUCCUAUCUGCUCUAUCAGAUGUUGUGUGGUAUCAAACACCUCCAUGCUGCCGGCAUCAUUCAUAGGGACCUCAAGCCCAGUAACAUAGUUGUCAAGUCAGACUGCACGUUGAAGAUUCUGGACUUCGGCUUGGCUCGGACAGCUGCCACAGGCCUCUUGAUGACACCGUAUGUGGUUACACGCUACUACAGAGCACCAGAGGUUAUCCUGGGCAUGGGCUACCAAGCCAAUGUGGAUGUAUGGUCAGUGGGCUGCAUAGUGGCCGAGAUGAUCAGGGGAAGCGUGUUGUUCCCCGGCACUGAUCACAUCGACCAGUGGAACAAGGUAAUUGAGCAGCUAGGCACUCCAUCUCAGGAUUUCCUAAUGAAGCUGAACCAGUCAGUAAGAACAUAUGUAGAAAACAGACCACGGUAUGCUGGAUACAGCUUUGAGAAGCUCUUCCCAGACGUGCUCUUCCCUGCUGACUCUGAUCACAAUAAACUGAAAGCAAGCCAAGCUAGAGAUCUUUUAUCGAAGAUGCUGGUGAUUGAUGCCUCCAAGCGCAUCUCUGUAGAUGAGGCCCUGCAGCACCCCUACAUUAAUGUUUGGUAUGACCCAGCUGAAGUGGAAGCGCCCCCUCCGAAGUUCCCGGACAAACAGCUGGAUGAGAGGGAGCACACAGUGGAAGAGUGGAAAGAACUAAUUUAUAAGGAAGUGAGUGAAUGGGAGGAUUGGAAAAAAAAUGGAGUGAUUAGAGGCCAACCACCUCCUUUAGGUGCAGCAGUGAUCGACAGCCCUCCUCAGCCCUCGUCCUCCUCCUCCUCGUCUUCGGCCAAUGACGUCUCGUCCAUGUCAACAGAGCCCACUGACCCGAGCAGUGACCCCGCCAUGACCUCUGAAACAGACAGCAGCUUGGACAGCCAUACCUCUCUGGGUGCACUGGCCUGCUGCAGAUAACGCACACACAGAAUACACGGUCACACACCUAUACACAAAAACAAACCUUUCCUCAUCAUUCUGUAUGAUGGGAGAGGCUUUAAGCCAACCGAAUUUCUCAUGUUAGUUUGUAGGGCUGAGCUUUUAAUGUACACUUUGUUUUUAUUUCCUCUCCCCUAUACUGCUGUAAAUGACUGUGGUUUGAAAUUGUAUCAUUAUUACAGUAUUUUUGCUGCAGAGAAUCAGAGUAUGUUUUGAUGUCAAUCUGUGAUGUGUGUUAUAAAAGAGAGGGAUUUGAGUGUACUUUACAUGUUGCUGUUUUUUAGCUACUGCUAUACAGUUGAAUACCAUACUGUUAGCAUUGCAAUAUUAUGUUGACUAUAUUUUUUGAUUUUGGCACAUCUGAAUGACUCUACACCAGUGCUGUCUUUUACAGUAGACUAUAGCACAUUUCAUUUUGGAUCUUAAUGCAAAUAGAUUCUAUUUUGAGAUUGUUCCUCAUCUUUCUUGGUGUAUCUAGAUUAAUGUAUUUCUUAGUAUUAUGCACUUCUGAUUGUGUACAUCUUGACAAGCGGUCAGUUGGUCUUUUGCCAUGAUACAGUUUUUUUUUUUUUUACUACAGCAUACUGUAAACUGACUAUUUUAACUUAAUUAUUUAGAUUUGUAGGUGACAGUCUGUUGGAUGAAGAAGAGCAGGGUGAAUGUAAAUGAAUAGAAAUGUGGCGCAGUAAAGACGCCACUGACUACAGUUAGCACUGUAACAGGUUGAGAUGGGCCACUCCACUGGCUAGAACGAGUUCUGUAUUUGGGGACCUUCACCAGAGACAGACUUUUUUGGCAAGUUCUUUACAACAUUUUGAUAUUUCAGAUAUUUAAUUUAAGUGCCCUUACAAUGAUUUUUAGUCCUCCCCCUGGCAGAGGCUCCUCUCUCCUGUGGUGUGUCUUUCUGAGUUCUACCUCACACAUGCAUUCACUCAAACACAGACAGUUAUGUAUAUCGUGGCGCACACAAUUCGAAAGAAAUGCAAAAAAAAGAGUUUUUCUCUUUGUGUUUAUUUAUUUAUUUAUUUAUUUCAAGCUAGGAGGUGUCUAUUGUAUGUAAUGUACAUUUCAGAAGUACUAUUUAUAUGCCUUAUUUUUCAUUUUUUGUUUUCUGUGCAAUAUAAUUCAUAGAUUAGUAUACUCAGUGAUUGAUCUGUACAUUUUACUGUAGAUGUAUGUACUGUAUAUUUUCUGACAGUCAGGAAACAGGCAUUUGCUGCCUGCCAUGGUAACCUUGGAUGAAUUUGAUGGCUCAGAUUGUCCACUCUGCCCAUUUGCCCUUUUCAUUGUAGGGCAUUCCAGGCAAUAACCCUUAGCAUCACCUCCCACAGUGCCCUUGUGACACAUGCCCUGGCCUUUUCUGGGCCACGUCUCAACUGACUGUUGUGGUUUUAUCUUUUUGUGGUUUUCCUCUCCUCCAUCUUCUCAAAAAUAGAAACGAUAGAAUAGAUUACGCAUGGGUUUUCUCUGAGCAAACCUGGUUUUUAGUGCAGGUACAUUUAGAGGAAAGAGAGGAAAGCCAUUU